CUCAUUCUCCAUUGGAGUUUUGAAACAACAACAUCAAAACAUGGCGCUCCGUGUUGUCCUUGCUUUCCUUUGCUUGUUAUAUGUCGAUGCCUGGAGACUUUUUGCCCCAGAACCACCAGUAUGGCCUACGUCGUAUAUGGCAAAAGGAAUCAUCAAUCUUCCUUAUGCAGAAAUAGGCGAAACUUUUGACGCAUGGUAUGAUGGUCCAAAUCAACGGAGUCGUAUUGAUUAUUACAGUGGUAGGCUUAAUUAGAAUAUUAUGCGCUUUUGCGUCAUUUCACAUCAUUCAAGUACUUCUUUGCAAUAUAUUUACUGUAACUGGUAAUCAUUAGAAUAUUCUCCUCAAUUUAACAAAACCUGAAUAUUUUGCAUAGUUUCAUCAGAAUAAUUUCCCCAUUUUAACAAAACUUUAAUUUUGACAUGUUGCGUAAUUUAACAUCCUUAGAAUUUUGUGCUUAAUUUACAAAGUUUCGGAGGUAUCUUAUAACUACUGGGAGGAUUGUUAAACAAAAUGUUUAAACAAGUAAUUACUUACGAAAUUCUUACAUAAAAUAAAUCAACAAACGUAACGUGUCAAGGUCAACAAUGAUCGAAGAGACAGUGAUCUCGAUACACACAAUUAGUAAUUUGAUCCAGCAUGCAUCUUGCCUAGAAUUCCAAUAUGGAUCAUCUCUAAUUGAUCCAGUGUUACAACAGAAGGAAACCUAAACUAACUAACUUUAUUUAUGCUGGAUAACUCUAUCAGUUCUAAACUGUUCUCGCCAGAGGUACAGUAAGGAUAAUCUCUUAUUGAUCCAGUGUUACUACAGGAGGAAACCUAAACUAACUAAGGGAUAGCUCUAUCAGUUCUAAACUGUUCUCCCUAGAGGUCCAGUAAGGAUAAUCUCUUAUUGAUCCAGUGUUACUACAGGAGGAAACCUAAACUAACUAACUUUAUUUAUACUGGAUAGCUCUAUCAGUUCUAAACUGUUUUCCCUAGAGCGCCAGUAAGCUAAGGGUCAUCUCUAAUAGUGAUCCAGUGUUACUACAGGAAAAAAAACCUAAACUAACAUUAUUUACUGGAUAGUUCUAUCAGUAUUAAACUGUUUUCCUUAGAGGUCCAGUAAGGAUCAUCUCUUAUUGAUCCUGUGUUACCAUAGACGGAAACCUAACUUAAAUUAACUCUAUAUUUAUACUAAAUAGCUACAUCAAUUCAAAGACUUCUGAACUGUUUUCCUCAGAGGAUGACAGCAUGAAGCGCUGUUUAAUUAUUGAUUGGUAAAUAAGACUAAGUUGCAUUUUAUUAGGAAUGGAUAAAACAUACCAACUUGCCACGGAAAGUAAAUCAUAUUUGAUUUCACCAUGGACAACGGAAGAAAUUUUGGAUCAAAAGACAUGUUUUGAAAUUGACGGUCCAGUUAAACCUCAAUCAGUUCUACCUUCUAACGUCAGCGCUUUUCAGGUAUCACGUCACUUUUAAAUAUUUUAAUUUGUUUCAUCGGUAAAUGAGUGUGAAUAUGUCCGCUAAUUUAUCACGUCAUGUUGGUUGCAAGCUCUUUAAAAUGGUUGAAUAUCACCGAUAGUACGCGAGUUGAAAUAAAACACCUCAAAUAAUAUCGAACGGAAUUAAUUAACUGUUAGAAAUGAUUGGAUCUUUUCGAGACAGGUUCAACAUACCAAUAUUUAAACAGCUAGAACGCCAACGACAAUAAUAUAAUUGCUUAUACUGUAUGUUGUAUUUGAGCCAAAGUAUACGCUACCACACUUAAUUUGACUCUUUAAACUAUUUGGCAGCUUCUCUCAAACAGCCUAACUAUCAUCCAAGAUGAUAAUAUCAAACUUCACUCACUGGUAAAUGUGAUGAAACACUGGAGAAAAACGUGAACUGAUAUCAACAGUUUUUAGGGUUAAUACAUUUAUAAGCAGUGUAAGUUGAGCUUGCAACCAACAUGACGUCAUAAAUUAGCGGACAUAUUCAGAUCAUUUACAUAUCAAACAAAUUGAAAUAUCUCAGAAACAAUCCAUAAAACAAGAAACUGAGAAAAAAUUACACUACAACUUAAAGAGUUCUUUCAUUUAAGAAAAUAAGAAAUUUCAUUUCAUGUACACUAGCUUUAAUGAAUCACUAGUACAACUGAACUUCUAAACUAAACCUACUUACUUUCCUCCACUACACAUAAUGAAAAAAAUUAAGUACUGUUUAAAACACGAACAGGAAUGUUUUAUCAGAGAUAUAAAACACGAGGCGACGGUCGAGUGUCUUAUACCUGAUAUAAAGCACGGAGUGCGAGUGUUAGUAAAUUGCUUAAAAAACGACCCAUCUUAUGAGUUCAUUGGCGAAAUAAUUUUAAAAGUCAACGUUCUCUAAGCCGAGAAAAAAACAAAGCUAAAGUUUAUGUUAAAGAACAUGAUUUUUUAUCACAUAUAAAACAUUACCAACAUCUGCUUAGUGCUCAGUGAAACCAUUCAUAAAUCUUGCUUAUUUUCUCAGUAUAUAGGGGAAGAUGAUUUCGAAGGAAUCGCAUGCUACAACUUCAGACUGAAAGCUACGAUGGGCAAGAAAGUCAACGUCUAUACAUUGACUGUAGAUCAGGCGAAUAAAGUUCCCAAGCGCUACGAGAUGUUGGGAUACGAUACGUUAUUUGGCUCUCAUUAUGAUAAGUACGAAGUGUUGUAUACAUAUUUUGAGAAUACCGUACCAACGGAGGAGACGUUUAAAAUUCCUAAAGGUACGUUCGCAUAUUAAGAAUUGGUAAGUAGGAAUAUACCGUUGGUUUUCAUGCUGAGAAAAUAUUUUUGGAGAAAAAAAUAGAACAGAUUUCAAAAUAAUAAUAUAUUUCUUUGCGCAAAAACAUAAAAAAACUUGUUCGGUGAGAAUCAAUCACUCAUUUGACUAUUUCUUCAGUUUUUACCACUGGAACACGUGUUCAAUAUACCCAACUGAUCAUAGCUGAACUAAUGAUCUUAAUCCUUUAUUCGGUGACAUUAAUUAAGCAAUAUUUUGAAAUAUUUUUAUACGUUUUCUCCAUAAAUAUUCCCAAAGGAUAAAAGCCAACGGUAUAUCAAUUUUUACUUAUUUUAUUAAUUGUUGUUUUAAAAUACGAUAAUCUUUACUAAUUUUUCAGUUCUUCAUGUACAGUCGAAAUAUAGCUGCCUGUCUAUCACCAGGGAAUAUAUACUUGGUUACUUUAAACAAAAUUAAUUAUUAUUUGCUAAACAUUUCAUUUCAGGCAUGACCUGCCACGGCUUCCCUGGACCGGGCGCCGAGUCAGUGGUCUUGGCCAACCCUAUGAGAGAUUACUUUGGACCCGAAGAUGAAGAUAGAGUUCAUCACGUGUUUAAAGAUUUUCUGAAACAUCAUCCCAAAGAUUACGCUCAUGAUCCGACUGCAUUUGAACGUAGAAAGGGGCACUUUAGACAAAACUUGAGGUACAUUAGUUUGCUGUAUCCAGUAUAAAUAACAGUUUAGGUUUCCUCCUGUAGUAACACUGGGUCAAUAAGAAAUCAUCCUUACUGGACCUCUAGGAAGAACAGUUUAGAACUGAUAGAGCUAUCCAGUAUAAAUAACAGUUUAGGUUUCCUUCUGUAGUAACACUGGAUCAAUAAGAGAUGAUCCUUACUGGACCUCUGUGAAGAACAGUUUAGAACAGAUAGAGCUAUCCAGUAUAUAAAUAAAUUAGUUUAGUUUAGGUUUCCUCCUGUAGUAACACUGGAUGAAUAAGGGAUGUCUCUUACUGGACCUCUAUGAAGAACAAUUUAGAACUGAUAGAGCUAUUCAGUAUAAAUAAAGUUAGUUUAGUUUAGGUUUCCUUCUGUAGUAACACUGGAUCAAUAAGAGAUGAUCCUUACUCGACCUCUGUGAAGAACAGUUUACAACUGAUAGAGCUAUCCAGUAUAUAAAUAAAUUAAUUUAGUUUAGAUUUCCUCCUGUAGUAACACUGGAUGAAUAAGGGAUGACUCUUACUGGACCUCUAUGAAGAACAGUUUAGAACUAAUAGAGCUAUAUUCAGUAUAAAUAAAGUUAGUUUAGUUUAGGUUCCUUCCUGUAGUAACACUGGAUGAAUACUUGGGAUGACUGUCGCUAGACCUUUGGGAAGAAGAGGAAUGUUGUCAAAAUAAAGUUAGUUUAGUUUGAGUUUCCUCCAGUAGUACACUGGACGAAAUAAAUUAUUCUUACUGGAUCUCUAGAGAUAAUCGCCGUGGUCGAAAAAGUUAAAGAGAAUAAGAUACUGAAGCGAAACCAACCAAUAUUUUAACAUUCAAUAUUUUAAAGGUACAUACACGCCAAAAAUCGUCAAAACCUCGGCUACCGUUUGAAAAUCAACCACUUGGCAGACCGUCAUGACGAUGAGUUGAGUAUGUUACGAGGUCGGCAACGCACAACGGGUUACAACGGAGGGAAACCGUUCAAUCCGAGCGUUAUGGUUGACGAUGUCCCAGAUUCCAUCGAUUGGCGAUUGAAAGGAGCUGUGACGCAGGUGAAAGACCAAGCUAUCUGUGGCUCAUGUUGGUCAUUUGGGGCAACUGGUGCAAUAGAAGGAGCAUUGUUCUUACAUGUAAGUUUUAGGUAUUAUAGUUCUGGAGUACACACGUAAAAAUCUCACAACGUGUCAACAAUAUGUGUUCGCAACAGGCUUGUGGCAAGCUUGUCAACAAGGUGUAACAAUGCUGUUAUUUUAUCAAGUUGCUACAAGGUUGUCACUCACAACUUGUUGACAAAUUGUUGAAUUGCAGGACGAUAACAAGUUGUUGAAACAACUUGUAACAAUUCUGGUGAGCUCAACAACCUUGUAGCAAGUUGUCAACAAGCCAUUGACAACUUGUCAACAAGCUGGGAACGAGCAGUUUGAACACAUCCUGUUGACAAGUUGUUGGAACAGCAUUGCUACAAGUCUGCUGCAGGAUUGUUACAACUUGUGCAUUUUUACGUGUGUAGCGCGUCGAGAAUGCUAAUAUUUGAUGUUUCUUACUCUAUCAGACUGGAAACAGGAUUCGUCUGUCGCAACAAGUGCUCAUGGAUUGUUCAUGGGGUUUUGGUAAUAAUGCAUGCAAUGGUGGUGAAGAAUUUCGUGCCUACCAGUGGGUUAUGAAACAUGGUGGCAUACCCAGCGAGUUUUCGUAUAGACCUUAUCUCGGAAUGGUAAGUUGUGACUAAAAUGUGACUAAAAAUAGGCUCACUUAGCGUACAUGUGUAUAUAAUUAUAUGACUGUUAUAAUUUGACCGUCGAUUUAUUUGUUGAAAUAUUGAGAAGCAAUUAUUUUCAAUGUCGCGUAUUCGCGAUGAAAGUGUUCAGACACGUUUGCGCAAAAUACUUUCCCGGACUAAACAGAACAUUAAUGUUCUGCUUGGUACUCAAUGUUCUCCUUGUUUUUUUAAGAAUGGCUACUGUCACUUCAAUUCCUCGGAUGUAGCCGCCAAGAUAGACGGUUAUGUUAAUGUCACAUCAGGAAGUGAGGAAAUGUUGAAAGUAGCCAUUGUCUCACAUGGUCCUACUGCUGUGGGAAUUGACGCUUCACAUAAAUCAUUUGCGUUUUACUCUGAUGGUGUCUAUUACGAACCAAAGUGUGGUAAGUUGUUAGAAAGUUGUUUUGUUACAACGAGAUUUCCAUACUGAUAAAUUUGGCUAUACAGGGUGUAUAAAAAAAACGCAACCUCGGAAUUUCCUAAGAAAUCACUUUGUAAUUCUUAAGCAUUUGAUUUUAGGCCCCUGGGAAUUGAAAUCGAAUUGCUAAUAGAUCAUAUUACUGUUGUUGUGCAUUAAAUAAAUGCAUAAAUUUUGCUUUAUGCACUCGCGUGUGCAGUAAUCUUGACAGUUGUGCUAUUUUAAAUUCCCAGGCGCCUAAAAUCUUUUGUCUUCAAAACAAUGUCGAUUUCACCCUGUAUAACGUUGUUUACAUCACCUAAACCACAAUUUUAGACAAUUCACAUGCCUAGUAACGACUAUUGUUCUAGUUUGGCAGGAGCAUAAAAUAGAACAAAGGUAACUAAGCAUCAGAAUUAGACAAAUGUCUCUCUGUCUGUAGAAAUUGUAGGUUUCUGCCAGAGAGCCUAUAGACCCAUUGCACAUGACGUCACAGCGCCGGCGACGAUGCAUCUGGACGACAAAUUAGCAAUCUAUCCAUAAUAUAACUUUUGUAAACAAAGCAAAUUUUUAAAACUUUAUAAUAAUUUUGUAUUAAAAUGGUUCAUUUUCGCGCUGUAUGUGGUUGUUGUACCCGAACAGAUAUUGUUAGGAAGCAUUUGGAGGACACUCUAAGGAUUUGUGACGUCAGUGCAAUGGGUCUAUAGUUGCAUUUUUAGCAACAUUCUCGUACCCAGAGCCCUUCUUACGCGCCGUGCGACGAGGGGCUCUGGCCAAAUCCAUAACCGGAUACCAUAAAAACAUGGUAAUAGAAUAUAUCCGGUAUUAGAACAAUAACCUUCGUUGUGGCCAAUCAGAUGCCAGUUUGAUAUGGAUUUGGCCAGAGCCCCUCGUCGCACCGCGUGUAAGAAGGGCUCUGGGUACGAGAAUGUUUUAGCAAUUGCUCCUGGUUAGAUCUCAGGCCUUAUCCUUGAGCGCGGUAUCAAACAUUUCCAAUCAAAGCAUAUCUACUCAAAAUUACUGUAUAUAGGUAACAAACCAGAAGAUUUGGACCAUGCGGUACUGGCUGUGGGCUAUGGUACCAUGAAAGGUAAAGAUUACUGGUUGAUUAAGAAUUCUUGGUCAACUCACUGGGGCAACGAUGGUUAUAUCCUUAUGUCUACCAAGGAUAACAACUGUGGAGUCACCACUGAUGCUACCUUUGUUGAAAUGGCUUGAAAUACUGGAUUACACAAAUGAAUAUAUAACUUGAUUGUUGGGUCUAAUUAUCCUGGAUUGAAUGAGUAGUUUACAGGCUAGUUUACACUCUCAAAGUUUCUGUAAUUACAGUAGGAAUUUUGGAUAAGUAAGUUCUAAGUUUUGAAAGAUUUGUAAGAAAUGUUUAAAGGAACUGACUGGAACUUACUUAGUGUUUAACACUGAGUCAGUACCUCAAAUAUUUCUUACAAAUCCUUCAAAACUUAGAAUUUACCUAUGUAAAAUUCCUACUGUGAUCACAAAAACAUUAUAGUGUAAACCAUGCCUAAUACCUACAACAUAUACUAAUUGAUGUAUCACAUUAUAUAGAGUUUGGAAUGUCAGAAAAUAAAUGUCCAUUGAAUGCGAGCAACAUUUGACUAAGAAUUUAUUCCUAGUGAAAUUAAAAGUAAGCAUCUUUCGCCUCUGA
Paramuricea clavata is the source of this 7227-nucleotide messenger RNA. Lineage: Eukaryota; Metazoa; Cnidaria; Anthozoa; Malacalcyonacea; Plexauridae. The record is from the annotation of a GenBank genome assembly.